Molecule: messenger RNA, 2766 nt
Organism: Hypomesus transpacificus
Lineage: Eukaryota; Metazoa; Chordata; Actinopteri; Osmeriformes; Osmeridae
Gene: zic5
Product: zic family member 5 (odd-paired homolog, Drosophila)
Exons: 2
Coding region: 25-1509 (494 amino acids)
Biological process (GO): central nervous system development; regulation of transcription by RNA polymerase II
Cellular component (GO): nucleus
Molecular function (GO): RNA polymerase II cis-regulatory region sequence-specific DNA binding; DNA-binding transcription factor activity, RNA polymerase II-specific
Source: RefSeq, a predicted model, not a curated record
GUGGAUGGACUUCAUAGUUUAGACAUGGAGCCCCCUUUAAGCAAGAGGAAUCCGGCGAUAAGAUUAGCGGAUUUGGCAGCGACUCAACCCCUUCCUCAUCAGAAUAUGACAGGCUUCCCGGGGUUGGGGGGGCAUCACCCUCUCUCCCACCAUGCCCACCUGCACCCUGGGGAGAUGGGCAACGACCCUGGAGUGGCACUAACUCCAUUUGGACCCGAGCACAUGGCACAGACAAAUGCUCUCAAACUUAGUCCCUCUCAGCACAUUCAGAGCCAUCCCGAAGCCCAGACCGCGGCAUCUUUCACUUCUGCUCAGACCACAGUUGGUUUCCCUGUGGCUCACCCCCACUCAGGCUACUCAAGCAGCAGGGACUUCAUCCUCAGGAGAGAGCUCUCAGCCUCUGCUAUGCAUGCACUUGGCGACCAGCAUAGUUCCGCCUCCUCCCCUCAUCACCAUGGCAUGUUCAUCUCCCCAACAGGUGCUUAUGGGCACACGGAAAGUGGUGCCCAUCCACUUUUCUCUGGACUUCACGACCAAUCGUCCCCAGGUGCUCAUCAUCACCAUGCCCUCAAUGGGCAGAUGCGCCUGGGUCUACCGGGGGACAUCUACGGAAGGCCAGAGCACUUCGGCCACAGGCCCGAGCACUAUGGACCCUCUUCUCUCCAUAGCUACAACUCCAUGAACCUCAAUGUGAACAUCGCUUCUGCUCCUCACGGAGCCGCGGGGGCGUUCUUGAGAUACAUGAGGCAGCCCAUCAAGCAAGAGUUAAUCUGCAAAUGGAUCGACCAGGAACUAAGUUCGAAGAAGCCCUGCUCCAAAACUUACAGCACCAUGCACGAGCUGGUGAACCAUGUUACGGUAGAGCACGUUGGGGGACCGGAGCAAAGCAGCCACGUCUGCUUUUGGGAGGAAUGUCCGCGCGAAGGAAAAGCAUUUAAAGCGAAGUAUAAACUGAUAAAUCACAUUCGCGUUCACACGGGAGAAAAGCCGUUCCCUUGCCCAUUCCCAGGUUGUGGUAAAGUGUUCGCCCGGUCAGAAAAUCUAAAGAUUCACAAGAGGACUCACACAGGGGAGAAGCCUUUCAAGUGCGAAUUUGAUGGAUGUGACAGGAAAUUCGCCAACAGCAGCGACCGGAAGAAGCACUCUCACGUCCACACCAGUGACAAGCCUUACUACUGUAAAGUGCGCGGCUGUGACAAGUCCUACACACACCCCAGCUCACUACGAAAGCAUAUGAAAGUCCACUGCAAAUCCCCCCCGCCCCCCUCCACCAACGCUUCCUACCUUUCAUCCACGAACCCUCUAGGCGCCCCCCUUUCGCCCUCUUCUGAAACGCACAGGAACCGGUCCACAAACCUCUCGCCUCAGGUUACCAACCUCAAUGAGUGGUACGUGUGCCAAGGGAGCGGGGGACCCAACCACCUCCACACUCCUUCCAGCGAUGUGCCAACGUCAGAUUCGGACGAUGAGGAUUCUUUCAGACACUCAGACCCCAGAACAAUGCUCUAAUGUUUACAGACAGGACAUAUUUUAUUCCCCACGUCAUCUCCCUACCGGUAAAACAAAUACUGGCCCUUAAGGGUAGGAGUUUAAUAACUGUAUAAGCAUAUCAACGAUUUUAAACAUCAAGUAGCCUAAAAUGCGGUGGAGAACAGACUAUGAGGAAAACAUGCCUUGAUAUGAGCCCUAACAUUCCCUGGAAUGAAGUGAAUGUAUGAACAUUACAGCACUGUUCAACCACAAACACUUUAUUUAGAUUGGAAUAGUCAGUAGGCAUGUACGUUGUUGCUAAAGCUACAGAAUAUUCAGUCAUUCAAAGAUUUGUUUCAUGAGUCACAUAGCUUAGAUGUAGGCCUAACUGUUUUAUUCUGAGAAGCAAAAGCCUUCUCAAAAGGAAAUGUGUACAGGAAGACCAACAUACACCCCUCAACUGGGGAUGAAGGUUAAAUUGUCAUUUACCUGAUCGACAUUAGCAAUCCCUCGACUUGUAUUUAGGUAACAUGCCUUAUCCAUUAUUGUAUAACCCCAGAGUAUUAGGCUACAAGAAACCAGCGCUGUUGCCAUCAGUAGUCGCUGACCAGCAUAUUGAGUAGCUAACUUGCAAAUAUGAAUGAAGCUGCAUUUUUCAUUUAAUUCGUCCAAAUAUCCAUUACACCAGAUGCAUCAGUUGAGAUGAGGUCAGGAAUGUAAACAAGAUUAACUAGAUCAGCAACAGCAUACAGCGGCAUAUAUCACCCGGAAAUAUAUGAUAAACAUACAAGUGUCUUAAAGGGUUCAUACAUUAGUUUGAAAAAAUUUAUACAAUAGCUAUGUUUGGAUGGAAUUUUGUAAUAUUUAAGAACUAUUUAAGACUAUAUUUUAUGCAACAACAAAAAAAUACACAGGUGUUACGCUCGUUAAAGAGUACGAAUAAGUCCCCUGAGAACCUAAAUAUGUAGGCUGACAGGCUUUGUCCCUGACGCAUUUGUAUAUUAAUUGUAUUGAUGCUCGUGAAUGUUAUUGUAGUUUUCAUGUUUUGUACAUUGUAAUUUAUUUGCUGGUAUCAAUGUCGUGCUGGAAUUACAGAGACACCAAAGAAUAAUAAUAUCAAUUUUGGUGAAAUGUAUUAACUGAUGCUUUUUACUGUGUUCUGUAAAGGAAAAAAAAACUAAUUAUUCUUACUUGAAUAGGCUGUGUAAUGUGAAAAUCCCUUUUCUCGCAUGCCCUUUGUAGUAAUCUGUCUUUGAGGCGCAUGGUACUGUUGGUUAUGAUGGAUAAAACGUGAUG